CUCCCGGCCAAGCAGCUCACACACUUUGCCACCGUCCACAGCGGCACUGUGAACAUGGUGAGCGCCUCUGCCGACGGGCUCAGCCUCUCGCACCGCCAGCUGCAGGCCAAGGAAGGCAGCCUCAGCGUCAGCACCUCCUUCGUCACCCAGGCGGCCUGGUGUGUCCUCCCCUCUCGAAUCCUGCUGGUGCUGACGUCACAGAAAGGCAUCCAGAUGUACGAGGCCGAUGGGUCCAUUAUGGUUUACUGGCAUGCUCUGGAUGCCUCAGAGUCGUCUCCAGGACAGGCCGUCUUUGCUCGUGGGAUCGCAGCCUCCGGCCAGCGCUUUGUGUGUGUGGGGACAUCGCUGGGCCACGUCCUCGUGUUUGACAUCCCCGGCAAGGGCACCAACAUCACGCUGAGUGAGGUCCUGGAAGAGCACCAGGGGGCUGUCACAGAUAUUGCUGCGGAGCUCCGUGAGCAGCCGGAAGGAAGCAUCGACCUGGUGACUGCGGACGACUCUGGAGGGCUGUGUGCCUGGCGGUCGGGGGAGGAAUUCCAGCUGGUCUCUAAGAUCCCAGCUUCCGGGGGCUCCUGUUCAUCUGUCCGCCUGUGGAACGGGGUGAUCGUGGCUGGUUAUGGCAGCGGGCAGAUCCGUCUGUAUGAGGCCGCCAGCGGCACCCUCCGAGCUGAGGUAGCUGCUCAUGCGCGCUGGAUCUACGCCCUGGACGUGGCUCCGCUAUCGGGGAAGCUGCUCUCGGGGGCCGAGGACUCCUUUGUGGCGGUCUGGAGGCUGACUUGCAACCCAGACACCGAAGGCAUUGAGAUCAGGCACUGCCAGACGGAAUGCGUGAUGGACACCCAGAUCUGCGGGGCCCGCUUCUGCGACCCAGAGGGCAGGACCUUCGCUGUCACCGGCUACGACCUCAGCGAGAUAAUCCGCUAUGCCCAGCUGUAGCUCCCCUCCCCCAUGCGGGAAUGGUGGGGGGCAGACA
Molecule: messenger RNA, 973 nt
Organism: Gekko japonicus
Lineage: Eukaryota; Metazoa; Chordata; Lepidosauria; Squamata; Gekkonidae
Gene: WDR54
Product: WD repeat domain 54
Exons: 9
Biological process (GO): sperm axoneme assembly; cilium-dependent cell motility; cilium assembly
Molecular function (GO): protein binding
Source: RefSeq, a predicted model, not a curated record